This is a messenger RNA of Belonocnema kinseyi, 1087 nucleotides long. RefSeq names its product testis-expressed protein 47-like. Bases 251 to 1015 code for a protein of 254 amino acids. The transcript is spliced from 7 exons. Lineage: Eukaryota; Metazoa; Arthropoda; Insecta; Hymenoptera; Cynipidae. The record is from RefSeq and is a predicted model, not a curated record.
CUCAAUUCUUAAGGAGUGUCAAGCAAUGAAAAUUGGUUAUUUUUAACAAUUUAUAAUUCUCUACAUAAUAAAAUAAAGUAUCAUUGAACAGAUUGUGUUAGUAAUUAGAUAGUUUUUAUGUUUUAAAAAACCGUGGCUAAGCGUACUGAAAUUGCGGUGCAAAGAGCCAGAUUUUUUUAGUAUAAACAUCAGAAUCUGGAAAAGGGGGCAAUUCAUACAGAAAUUUCAUUAAGAGUUAAAUGUUGAUGAAAUGAAUGAACCAGUGCGAAAAUCUUAUUUAGAUAUUGUAAAACGUAAUCUUCGAGCAGCAGACCGACUAACAUUCUGUACUCGAUUUAUAUAUUUUGGAGAGUACUAUGAUACAGCAGAAGUUUUUGAAAAGCAAAUGAAGAACAUCAUUAAUCAUCUUAACCAUGAACAUAAUGAUAUCCCAAUUUAUGGAUUAUUACUCGUAUAUCCAAAGUACUUUAUCCAUCUUGUGACAUCUUGUGAGGAAAUGAUUUUUAGGCAUUUCAAAGCGAUAUUUUUAGAUAAAGGAAGCGAAGUGAAAUUGGGAAAAGUCCUACAUUUACCGGUUCAACAUCACAUUUACAGGCCCUAUUUCACACAUUGGUACUCCACAAUAACAAGUCCUCCAGUUCUUUUAGAAAAAUUGGAGAAUACGGAAUUACCAGAAAUCGAAAAACACGUUAGGAAUAUUAUGCUGAAAAUUUACAAGCUCUGUGAAUUUGUAAUAGACGCUAAUUCGAAAACUGGUGAACCUGUUUCACACAUCCUAAAAGAUAUUGAAGAAAAAAAUCCAGAAAAUCUUCCGGAAAGUACAGUUUUAGAAUUUCUGCUAAACUGUAAUUCUCCCGUUCUGGUCGAUAUGAGGCAUUAUUUGAAAAGCUAUGUAGAAAUUCCCGACAUAAAUUUCUAUAAUGAUAGAGUUUGGCCAGUACCUUCCAAAUUUAUGCCAACAAAUAUGUCAUUUAAACCAGAGAAAGGAAAAAAGAAAAAUGAUAGCGAAGAUUGAAGUGUACACUCUCAUUUCUUUCUCUUUUAUUUUUUUAAUAAAUAGAUGAAUCAUUGAGAAAUUAGUUGAUGA